AUGGCUCACAAGGUGCCGAGCGAGCAGUCCCCAGACCAGACUCCUGUUGACUUCGACAUCAACAAAUUUCCAUCUAUGAGCGCCAUCUUCUGGGUCAAAACAUUCUUCCUCAAAAGACUCCCACUGGAACUCGUCGAAUUAAUCCUCGACCAUGCCGAAUACUGGCCGCACACCACUACGAUCAAACCUAGACUGGAACUCGUGCGGACCCCAGUCAAAUGGCGUGGCACAUCUUCCGAUAUCGUGUCGAGAACUUGGCCGAGUCGCGAAUCCGAAGCCAUGCAAGAGGUGCUUGGCUUCACGCUAUACUCGCCACCGUUGGCUUCCGAAAGUAGUCUUACUCGUGCUGCUACGUUAAAAAGGGGACUACGUCGGUUUAUGAGUAAAGAUUCGGAGAUCUGUUUGCCACCAAGAGGUCAAAAUCCUGCACGCAUGGUUGUCUUUGAAGUCGGCAGUCAGCGGUACGAUAUUCAACCCGGCAAAUUCUGUGAUGUUGGUAUCGUUAGAGAAGACGAGCUGCUGCUCGGACAGGACGUUCCGAUGGUAGAGGGUCAACGGAGGAAUUCGAGCGUAUUGUCUGCUUUCCGGAGUACGCAAAAGCUGUCGAAACCCUCGAAGCCAGACAAGACACAACACCUGGUCGCCCAAAGAGAAUGUUGGUUCUCAGCGCAAGCGAAGGCGGAGAGUAAGUACGUUAUCAAACUGAGAUAUGACGAAGACGUAGACGAUGAAAUCAGGAAACACGCCGAUGAAGAUACGAUGCCUACCACAGCAGACUUCAUCAGAAAGCUGAAAGUUGGCGAUAGCAUUGGACUAUGGGCACCCGUUUUGAGAGGCAAUUGCGUGUAUAAGAUCGACGAAUUGAAGAUGCAUGCCUUCUGGGCGGUCUAA
Molecule: messenger RNA, 891 nt
Organism: Letharia columbiana
Lineage: Eukaryota; Fungi; Ascomycota; Lecanoromycetes; Lecanorales; Parmeliaceae
Exons: 1
Coding region: 1-891 (296 amino acids)
Source: RefSeq, a predicted model, not a curated record